Messenger RNA from Colletotrichum karsti, 2676 nucleotides. RefSeq lists its product as uncharacterized. The coding region runs from base 1 to 2676 and encodes 891 amino acids. NCBI's taxonomy places the organism in Eukaryota, Fungi, Ascomycota, Sordariomycetes, Glomerellales, Glomerellaceae. The record is from RefSeq and is a predicted model, not a curated record. The transcript has a single exon.
AUGUCUUUCCCAUUCUCUCUCUUCUCCCGCUGGACGGGAAGACAGCCCACGCCCACCACGCCGAUCAUCGCCAGACAACAGCACCCCUUCGGCUCAACGUCAAACCUCACCUCGACUUCGACACCGUCGUCCCCAGGAAGCCCGAAGCGCCCGACCAACACCACUCCAUCGGGAUUCAUGAACAUCCCGCUCGAGAUGCACACCCAGGGUAUACGAGAGACGCUGAACUGCGUCGACGGUGGUGAGUCCCCCUCAUCCCUCCUCGCCCUCCGCCGCCUCCAGGCCGAAGCUGAAAGCCGCGCGCGCACCAGACGAGGCGAGGCCGACAACAUACUCCGCGCCCUGGCAGUCGUCCGCAGCAGCGGCAGCAGCGGCAGCAACACCGGCAACAAUAACACGCCCGCCACGCCAAGGGUCUCCCAGGUCGAGAGCGGCCAGGACCGAUACCGCGACGACAGUAGCAGCGGCGAAGAAGAUGAGGAGAAAGAGGAAGAGGUAACGGGCUCCUCGGUGCAGAAGGACGGAGCGAAGGAAAAUGUAGCUGACGCGGGAAGCAGGAUGACGAGGACGAAUUCGAGGGGGAUCUCGCCGGGGGGUGGGGGCUCCCGUCCUUUUCCCCCGGAUUCUUCUCGGGAGGCGACGGGAGAGGCGAGUGGACUCUGCUCGAGGACCGGGGCGACGACGCCCGGUGCGGCUCUUCCUGUGCCCACGGACGAGGAAAGACGAGAUGGGUGGCGGGAGGCGGGGAGUCCGGCAAGGAGCCCUUCCGACACCUCUGAGGACGGCCGGGAAGAGGAUCUCGAGACGCUGGCGAGGCGGGCGCUGGACGCCUACCGCGAGCUUUCUCUGGGAUCCCCGACAUCAAGCGACGACGCCUCCGGGCACAGUUCCGACGACGAGGUUCAUCAGAACACUACGCGCCCGAUCACCGCCCUCGGCUGGUACGAGGACGGGGGAGGGAACUCCUCUACCGAAAGCAUCGCGGCUCAGUCGUCGUCCACCGAAGAAUCCAUCGAAGAGCAGAGAAAUGCCCAGGCGAGGGUGGCGACCGUUGUCGGGAUGGCCUCAGGUAGACCUCGGCUGAUCAUCCAGACCAACCAGACCACGCGCUUACAACGACUCAUAGAAAACACCGACCAAGCCGUCGACAUCGACGUUUCGGGAGGCGUCACCCUCGAAGCCGGCACGUACGCCUUCAAGUCGGAAACCGCGUCCUUCCAGAUCACGAUACGAUGCGACGACGGGGUCAGCCUGGACUACUCCAGCCCCCCCAGCGCCGGCGUUGAGCGCCGCUGCGUCGACGAAGACCCCUCCCCGACCACGACCGACGGGGACAUCGACGACCUCCUCGAUCACUACUCCAACUCGGACGAGGACCAAUACGAAGAUGAAGAAGACGAAGACCAAGAAGAAUACGACGAGACCGAAGACGAGGACUACCUCACCCCCCGCGAAGCCCCCUCUCCCCUCCCGCCGACCCUGGCACAAGGCAUCGAUCUGCCCCCCUUCUUCCCAAACUCCCCCAACGCCCAACGGCCCCUCGACAUCAUCAAAUCGGGCCUCUCCCUGCCCCCGACAACCUCCCACCGGGACCUCCAGGACCACAUCGCCCGCAACUCGUCCAUCAUCCGCUACCUCGCCCUCCACCUCGUCCCCGGCCCGGACAUCAACCCCGUGGAACACACGACCGACCUCGCCGAGCCCUCCCUCCAACCCGAAACCCGCAGGCGCGGAUACACCCGCCUCCUGCAGGCCAUCCGCUCCGUCUACUGGGACUCGGGCGCCGUCAACGACAUGCUGAACAUCGUCGACGCCCUCUCCGCCUCGAACCGCGGCCGGCGCCGCCGCGAUACCAUCCCCGUCUUCCGGAAACUCCGCUCCGGGGACGCACGGCGCAAAGGAUGUCUCACAGCCGCGCAGGCCCACCGCCUCGACGAGCUAGGCUUCUCGCUCCUCGAGGUCGUCGCGAUGAAGGACCUCCCCAAGGUCGUGAGCCUCGGGUUUGUGGGACGGCUGAUCGAGGCCGCGGAGACGGGGGCGCUGGCCAUCGCGAGGGAGUGCGAUAUUCUCGACGAGGACGGCGCGCUGCUGGAGCUCCUGUCGGAUGUGGAGGGUAAGGUCUCGUCCAGUAGGAGCGAGGGCGGCGGGAAGAAGAGUGUGGUUGGCAUGCCGAGCGGGCUGCGCUGUUGCGUUAACAUGGACGAGGUCAGUGAUGUCCAGAGCGAGGAGGAGGAUGAGGAGGAGGAUGGCGGGAUGAUGUUGAGCGUGAGUUCGUUGUCGAGUCAGCCGGAGAAUGAGGAGGAUACGGAAGAGAGGGCGGAUGUGACGGAGUCCAGCCUGGGCGAGCUGGAGUCUCUCUCCAAAGACCUUCAACAGUCCGCAGGUCCUGACGACGGCCCUCUUGGUGAGGAAACAGUAACAGACAUCAUCGGCAAACGACCCAUGCUCUCGAGAUCUGAAGGCAGUUUUCGGGCACUGGAUAAGACCGACACGAUCCUGGUCGACGAGGAAACCAAGAACAGUCCCGGGUUGACGCGCUUCUUCCAAGAGAUCGGAGCGACGCCGGUCGUCGAUGCGGAUACCACAGUUAGACACAACAUCAUCCAAGAAACCGACCAUACUUCUGACGAAGAGCAGUCUUGGGGCUUUAAUCUGGGAGGUAUCUUGGUAGGGUAA